This is a messenger RNA of Neltuma alba, 1465 nucleotides long. Its product is annotated as TATA-box-binding protein-like. Gene Ontology annotation, biological process: DNA-templated transcription initiation. Lineage: Eukaryota; Viridiplantae; Streptophyta; Magnoliopsida; Fabales; Fabaceae. The transcript has 11 exons. Gene Ontology annotation, molecular function: DNA binding. The record is from RefSeq and is a predicted model, not a curated record. Bases 198 to 800 code for a protein of 200 amino acids.
UCUCUUUCCCCUCCUCCCCUGUGCAAGUGUGAUACCCUUGCCGCGUCUCAUCUCUCGCUCUCACCACAGAUUUUCGUCGUUGGCGUUUAUACUGUCCGCCGCGUCGUCGAACUAGUGUCUCGCUGCACAGACACCGUAUUCGAACGGCAUCCUGUCUGUGGUCUAUUGCUUGAAGUAGAAACAAAUAUCAUAUAGAAAUGGCUGAGCAAGGAUUGGAAGGGAGCCAACCAGUAGAUCUAAGGAAGCACCCUUCUGGAAUUGUGCCUACCCUUCAGAAUAUUGUUUCAACAGUUAAUUUGGACUGUAAGUUGGACCUUAAACAAAUUGCCCUUCACGCACGAAAUGCAGAGUAUAAUCCAAAGCGUUUUGCAGCUGUGAUUAUGAGGAUCAGGGAACCUAAAACGACUGCUCUCAUCUUUGCAUCUGGCAAGAUGGUUUGCACGGGUGCUAAAAGUGAGCAACAGUCUAAAUUGGCAGCAAGGAAGUAUGCUCGCAUUAUCCAAAAGCUUGGUUUUGCCGCCAAAUUCAAGGAUUUUAAAAUUCAAAACAUUGUUGGCUCUUGUGACGUCAAGUUCCCCAUACGGCUUGAGGGUCUUGCAUAUUCUCAUGGUGCUUUCUCAAGUUAUGAACCAGAGCUGUUUCCUGGUCUCAUUUAUAGAAUGAAGCAGCCCAAGAUAGUGCUUCUCAUAUUUGUCUCGGGCAAAAUAGUGCUAACAGGAGCUAAGGUGAGGGAUGAAAUUUACACUGCCUUUGAGAACAUCUAUCCUGUACUCACUGAGUACAGGAAGAACCAGCAAUGAAUAAGCCAGCGGGUUGGAUGAGUUUUCUAUUCUUAACUCUGCAAUUUCUUAUAUUGUGGUAUGCUUGGGACAAGGCAUAUGCUUGUCAUUAACGAGUGUCCCCAGUAUGCACUAUCGAUAAUCAAUUUAAAGAAUAAGAGCCUCAUUUUGCAUCUUCGGAAUAUCAUUGAUUGAAUCUUGUUCCUUCCCAUCUGAAUAUUAAAGGAGUCUACUUUUCUUAGUUGUUUCGGAGUGGAAUGUGAAGAAUCUUCUUUGCUACGACUUGUCAUUUCUAACGGCUAGGUGUUUGGAAGGUGGCGGAUCUUGCUAAACGGCUGUGAUGGAUUAGCCCCUCUUAUCAUCAAUGGGGUCUCUUGGGGCCAGCAUGAAGAAAUUAACAAUACUUCCUUACCUGUUGAGAUGUUCUGCCAGACUGGUCGCAGAAUUUGAUGAAAAAAUGAUGUCACUUUUUUAUGGACUUCUUGAAAAUUGUUUUGAGCCAAUUAAUGUCUUAGGGGAAGUGGAAGAUUCAUUUCUCCCAAAACAAAAAGGGGAGAAAACCCAGGGAAGUGAAAGAUGCUUAGUGGUUUGUAAAAUUGUAGUCAGUUUGACGCUUGUAGAAGAUCUAUAGCAAACAAGACGUCUCAGUGGUUUCAUUAAUUAGAUGCAUUUGUUGCCUAUUGUUA